Messenger RNA from Capsicum annuum, 1846 nucleotides. Its product is annotated as serine/threonine-protein kinase AFC2. Lineage: Eukaryota; Viridiplantae; Streptophyta; Magnoliopsida; Solanales; Solanaceae. Bases 219 to 1520 code for a protein of 433 amino acids. The transcript has 11 exons. Gene Ontology annotation, molecular function: ATP binding; protein kinase activity. Gene Ontology annotation, cellular component: nucleus. The record is from RefSeq and is a predicted model, not a curated record. Gene Ontology annotation, biological process: protein phosphorylation.
GUGAUCAGGUCUUCUAAAAGCAAAGGCAACGAUAUUGGACACGUGUUCGGCGACGAUUAGACAUUAACCGACUCUUCACAAUUUGAUAGGUCAAUAUUAGGUAGAUAUCCUAGGGUUUGUGUAUUCGCAUCAAUCAAUCAAUCUCUUCCUAACUUUUUGUGCAAUUGUUUUCUCUCUCUAAAAACUUUCUCUCUCUAGAAUUUUCUACCCUUUCUGCCAUGGAAACGGAACGCGUGACUGGUUUUCCGUUAACGAAUCUGGACCGGCGGCCAAGAAAGAGGGCGCGUCUGGGCUGGGAUGUUCUUCCUGAGCCACCUAAGGCUCAGCUAGGAUUGUUUUGUGGACAAGAUGUUGGGAAUGUGACAAGCUAUGCAUCUUCAAGGCAACCCACAGACCUUACUAGUGCUACCUUUAUUAUUAAGGGAGUUGCUCAAAAUGGUUCUCCCCCUUGGAGAGAAGAUGACAAGGAUGGGCAUUUUGUGUUUGAGCUGGGAGAAAAUUUAACAUCACGCUAUAAAAUCCACAGUAAGAUGGGUGAAGGUACUUUCGGUCAGGUCCUAGAAUGCUGGGAUCGCGAGAGGAAAGAAAUGGUGGCUAUUAAAAUUGUUCGGGGCAUGAAGAAGUAUCGUGAUGCUGCAAUGAUUGAGGUUGAAAUGCUUCAACAGCUUGGUAAACACGACAAUGGUGGCAAUCGUUGCGUACAAAUACGGAACUGGUUUGACUAUCGUAAUCAUAUCUGUAUUGUCUUUGAGAAGCUUGGACCAAGCUUAUACGAUUUCCUUCGGAAAAACAAUUACCGUUCAUUUCCCAUUGAUCUUGUCCGUGAGAUUGGAAGACAACUGUUGGAUUGUGUAGCAUUUAUGCAUGAUUUGCGUCUUAUCCAUACCGACUUGAAGCCUGAGAACAUACUUCUCACCUCCUCUGAAUAUGUUAAGGUUCCUGACUACAAGGUUUCUUCAAGGUCUCCAAAAGAUGGUUCAUACUAUAAGAGAAUCCCAAAAUCAAGUGCUAUAAAGGUAAUUGAUUUUGGUAGCACAACAUAUGACCGUCUGAAUCAGACGUAUGUUGUGUCAACUCGUCAUUACCGUGCGCCUGAAGUUAUUCUAGGUCUUGGAUGGACCUACACUUGUGAUAUAUGGAGUGUUGGGUGUAUCCUUGUGGAACUCUGUUCGGGUGAGGCAUUGUUCCAAACACAUGAGAAUCUAGAACAUCUCGCUAUGAUGGAGAAGGUAUUGGGCCCCCUGCCUCAGCACAUGCUGAAAAGAGUAGACCGUCAAGCCGAGAAGUAUGUGAGAAGAGGACGGUUAGAUUGGCCCGAGGGGGCAACUUCUCGGGAUAGUAUUAAAGCUGUAUCAAAGUUAGCGCGCCUUCCGAACAUAAUCAUGCAGCAUGUUGAUCAUUCUGCUGGAGAUCUUAUUAACCUUUUGCAAGGACUUCUUAGAUAUGAUCCUGAAGUUAGAUUAACUGCUCGGGAAGCUUUGCGGCAUCCAUUCUUCACACGUGAUCAUCUCCGGAGAUAGAACAAUUUCUUGCGUUUAACGUUUGCCAUUGCCCGGCUGCCCUCCAACCUUGAAUGCUGUACUUGUGUAGCGAUGACUGGAAGUGGAGCCCAUCUCUGUUGGCGCACUGGAGUUUUAGUGAAUUUGACUUGGUACCAGUGUACAUAAAUCCAAAAUACUGGUUUCUUGUUGUGCGUGCUUGCAAUACUAGGUUAUAUGGUGGCUUGUAAAAGUUCCGUUAAUGUGUGUAAAGAUAGUCUUAACCCUUGAUUACUAACAAAUUGCAUGUAACAAUCGAGUUCUCUUUCGUACUUUUGAGUUAUGAUUUUGAGUUUUCCCUUGCUCUA